CCUCUUUUCCUGUACAACAGCGCUGCUCGACACACGAGCCCGGCUCAACCCAACCCCGGUCGCCGGUCCGCCGGCCCGCCGGUUCCGCCGCAGUCGCCCCACAGCAGCCGACCCGGAGCCAAGAUGAUCGCGCCGAGGUCCUCGCUGCCGCUGCUGACGGCGCUGAUGCUGGCCGCGGCCACGCCGUCGCCCAUCCGCGCCGCCGAGUUCUUCUCCUGGUCGGCGCCGUCCCCGGCCCCGGCCUCCGAGGGAUCCGACUUCUUCUCCAGGAUCUCCUCCCUGCCGCGACAGGAUGUGGUGGCGCAGAUCCGGUCCGUGGUGGAGCCCGUCACCAAGGAGGCCCUGAACCAACUCACGCCGGAGGUCGUGCGGCAGGUGUCCGACAUGCCACGGGACGACAUAAUGAAGUACGUGAUGGGCGUCCUUGAGCCAGCCACCAAGACGGUGGUCUCGGGCGUCUCGGGGAUCGUGGAGCCGGCCGCGGCGUCGCUGCGCCGCCUGCUCGAGGGCACGCGCACCCGCAUCAAGGGCGGCGUGCGCGUGGUGCUCAAGCCCGCCGCGGACGGGCUCGGCGCCAUCGCCGCCCCCGCCCUCGACGAGAUCAUCUACCUGGCGGUGGACACGGUUCGGAUGCUGUGGAAGAAGUCGUUCGAGCCCCUCCACGUCGAGCACAUGGAGCUGCACUUCAGAGACCCGCUAAUCACCGCUGACCUACAGCUGAACGACGUCCAGGUGAACAACGCGUCCACAUUUGUGCUUGAUUCCAUCAAGUCGGAACCGCAGAACAUGGCGGCCAACUUUACGGCGCACGUCGAGGCGUUCAACGUCACGGGCUUCUACGACGUAAACGGCGCCGUGGUCAACGGCGAGCACAAGGUGUUCGGCGGCGGCAACUUCACAGCCGUGAUUCGAGGGUUAAAUAUCGGAGGUCGGGUAGAGAUCGGCAUUAAAGACCUGUUUCUGCACGUGAACGACCUCAAGUUGGAUAUUAGUAUUGAGAAACUCCAGGUGAAAUUGGAGGGCCUAUUGGGCGACGCCGCCGUGGCCGACCUGGCCAGCGGGGUCAUCAGCGACGUCGGACCCGAGUUCCUCGAGGAGUUCCGGCCCGAGGUGGGCGCCAUGAUCUCGGGUCAGAUCAAGGACUUCGCCAACGACAUCCUAGGCACUUUCACCGUGCCUAGCAUUUUGGAGCGAAUCCGACAGCACAGCGAGGAGACGGCCUCCAAACGGCUGUCGCUGCGCAACCGGGUCCACCUCUACCACCACCAGGAGCUGGAGGCGGAGGCGGAGCGCAUACGGCUCAGCCAGCGCGCACAGGACCACGCCGACAAGAGGCCAGAGCCCUAACGUGUGCGUCCUCGCGACGCAAGCUCCUCCUCCUAAAGUCCCGAGUCCUCCCGGACUUCCCCCAAGCUCCGCACUGCACUAUGCCGGCCCGAGAGGUGCACUGUUAUCCAAUCUCCUCGAGCAGAGCAGUGAAUUGGAUUGCAAGCUGAGCAGCAGCAAGUCUUUUUAAAUGAGAGAGAGAGAGCGCGAAUAGUUGGUGGCCGUGCGGUGGGUGCCUAGCCUACCACCAUGCUCAAUGGGCGUUUUUCAGACACAGCCCCACACUCUUUCCUCUCAUAAUAGCUCUAUGAUACACAUUGAGCAUCCCAGUGAGAAACGUCUAUAGCUGUAAGAUUGAUGGGUCUAUUCCCCCACAGUGAACACUAAAGAAGUGAGUAAUUUCAGCAUUAUUUUUAAAAAAUUGAAGCAUUAAGAACAUUAAGAUUUACUUUAAAAAGUAAAUCGAUGCUAAUGCAACAAACAGAACGUUCGUUGGUAAAGUGCCAAAAUAAUUCCACUCUGUAAUUAUAGAGUCUUGAUGUCCUCAUUCCAAUUUAUAGUCAUGUGUCCAAUUCCCAAGUGGGAGUUCUUAAUUCACAAAAAGUGUGAGAUGCCACAACUACUAUUUGUAUAGCUAUAGUAUACGCAAGAAUUUUGCUCAAGUACCUGCAGUAUAUCUAUGUCGUUAUUCAGAAAUAAGGAUGUUUAGAGAGAGUUAUGUUAUGAUGCAUUCAAAAACUGUGAUAAAUUUUAACUCGUAAUUUUAAUACUUAACUGAAUUGACUCUAGAGUGUGAUAUUUUAUAAGAUUGUUAGUUGUUUUGGUGAGAUUUAGGUAAAUUUGCCUACAGUGAGCCACUGUAGAUCUUGUACAGUUUUUUAAAGCAACAACAAAUAUUUCAGUAACAGACAAAAAUUAACAAGAUUUAAUGCAAUUCUGUAGUCUACAGAGGUAAAAAAUUAAUUUUGAUGCUUGCACAAUGCAUUAAAAAAAAAAAUUAAGACACUGAUAAAUCUUAAUAUUGAUUACAAGAGACCUAUGAAUACCACAAUAUUUCUUAAUGAUAAAACUAAUAGUUGCAAACCAGAAAGAAAAUUCUAAUACAAAAUUGUUACAUGGUUACAUGUUUUUUUUCUUCAUUGAACCUAUAACAUAGCCAAUCGAAAAACUGCUUGAAACUUGCACCUUACAUAAUGUUUACCAUCAUUCUUUCUUUUUAAAAGAGUGCCAUCUAAUUAGUAUGUCAUAAACACUUUAAAAUACAGAAAUCUUCUUAUUGCCUUUCCGUAA
Molecule: messenger RNA, 2616 nt
Organism: Frankliniella occidentalis (western flower thrips)
Lineage: Eukaryota; Metazoa; Arthropoda; Insecta; Thysanoptera; Thripidae
Exons: 6
Coding region: 124-1347 (407 amino acids)
Source: RefSeq, a predicted model, not a curated record